AUGGAUACAAGUAUGACAUAUCCAAAUUCAAUCAGUAUUGAAGAAGAUGGUGAUACAGGGAGUAGUGAUAGCAUCGAGGAAACAGGCCACACCAAUCAUCAAUCUCAAUGCCCUGACACUAGUGCAAUUGGGAAAAAGAAAUUACCUCCAAAAGCUACAAUCAAUAUGCUUGGCAAGAAGAGGAGAUUAAGUUCAGAAGUUUGGGAUUACUUCGACAUUAUUCCCAAAAAGGAUCCAAACGAUGAGUUGAAGUGCAGAUGCAAGAAAUGUGGGAAUGAAUAUUCUGCUGAGAGUAAAAGUGGGACAGGUAAUUUGCAUCGACAUGUAAAGAGGUGUGUAAAAAUGACAACAAAGGACAUUGGACAGUAUCUAAUCACUUCUGACAAAGGUGCUCUUGCCACACGAAAUGCACAAUUCAGUCAAGAUAAAUUUAGAGAAUUACUUGUGCAUGCCAUAGUAAGACAUGAGCUGCCAUUUUCAUUUGUGGAGCAUGAGGGAAUUAAAAAUGUCCUUACAUAUUUGGAGCCUCAAAUUAAACAUAUCACUAGGAACACAGCCAAGUCGGACGUUAAAAAAUUGCAUGCAAAGGAAGUUAAUAGACUUGGUAGUGAAUUGCGGGGAUGUCCUAGUCGAAUAUGUUUAACUUCUGAUGCAUGGACAUCUAUUGUUACUGAUGGAUACUUGAGUUUGACUGCACACUUCAUUGAUAGCAAUUGGCUGCUACAGAAAAAAAUUCUGAAUUUUUCUUAUAUGCCUCCUCCCCAUAAUGGUGUUGCAUUAGCUGAAAAAAUUUACAGUUUGGCUAGUAGUUGGGGUAUUGAAAGGAAGUUGUUUGCCAUCACAUUAGACAAUGCUUCUGAAAAUGAUUCUUGUGUUGCAAUACUUAAGAAUCAGCUUAAGUUGAAAAAUUCUUUAAUUUGUGAUGGUAUGUUGUUUCAUGUGAGAUGUUGUGCACAUAUUCUCAACUUGAUUGUGCAAGAUGGUUUGAAAGAAAUUGAUAAAUCUGUGGAGUUAAUAAGAGAAUGUGUCAAGUAUGUCAAGGGUUCUCAAACAAGGAAGUUAAGGUUCACCGAAUGUGUAACACAGACUUCUCUUGAUUCCAAAAAAGCCUUAGUUCAAGAUGUUCCUACUAGGUGGAACUCCACAUAUAGAAUGCUUUCCAGUGCACUUUAUUAUCGCCUUGCAUUUUGUCACUUACAAUUAAGUGAUUCAAAUUUUCGGAGCUGUCCAUCUCUUGAAGAAUGGGGAAGAGUUGAAAAAAUUUGUAGUUUUCUUCAAGUUUUUUAUGAGGCAACUAAUGCUUUUUCGGGGUCCAAGUAUCCAACUAGUAACUUGUACUUUCCUCAAGUUUUUAAGAUUCAAUUGAAGCUGUCUGAGGAGUGCAAUAGUUCAGAUGAUUUUAUGAAGAGGAUUGCUUCCCAAAUGUUUGUGAAGUUUAACAAAUAUUGGUCUGAGUUCAAUCUCUUGUUGGCAAUUGCUGUGGUAUUUGAUCCCCGGUAUAAAUUUCAGUUUAUUGAAUUUAGUUAUAAUAAGCUAUAUGGUCCGGGGUCUAAUGAAUUAGUCAAGGUCAGGAAUGCACUUUUUGAUGUCUAUAAUGAGUAUGUGAAGAUUUCCAACACACCUGGUGCAUCAUCUUCAUGCUCUCGAGGCAGCAAUGAAGUUUAUUCUCCUCAUGGAGCCAAGGAACAAGAAGACAACCAAUCAUUUGAUAUUUUAGAGGAAUUUGAUCAAUUUGACACCUUUGAAUUUGCCUGUAGUGCACAAAAAAGUCAAUUGGAAUUGUAUUUAGAUGAGCCAAGAGCUAAACGAUCCUCACAUAUUAUUGUUCUUGAUUAUUGGAAAGCACAACAAUUUCGAUUUCCAGAUUUGAGUAAAUUGGCAAGGGACAUUCUAUGUGUUCCAGUAUCAACCGUUGCUUCUGAAUCUGCAUUUAGUCUUGGUGGUAGAAUUUUGGAUCAAUUUCGUAGUUCACUUUCACCCCAAAUUGUUGAGGCUUUAGUUUGCACUAAGGACUGGUUAUUUGGAGAUAAAAGUGAAGGAUCUCUAAAUAUGAAUUUGGAGGAUUUAACUCAAAAUAUCAUGUCUCUAAAUAUCAACAAGGACGAGGUUGAUGCAACAAUAAUUGAGGAUUCAAAUUCUAAUGUUGUUAAUCUCUAA
This is a messenger RNA of Coffea eugenioides, 2157 nucleotides long. RefSeq names its product zinc finger BED domain-containing protein RICESLEEPER 2-like. The record is from RefSeq and is a predicted model, not a curated record. Gene Ontology annotation, molecular function: protein dimerization activity; DNA binding. The transcript is spliced from 3 exons. The coding region runs from base 1 to 2157 and encodes 718 amino acids. NCBI's taxonomy places the organism in Eukaryota, Viridiplantae, Streptophyta, Magnoliopsida, Gentianales, Rubiaceae.